Messenger RNA from Giardia duodenalis, 2892 nucleotides. RefSeq lists its product as uncharacterized. The record is from RefSeq and is a predicted model, not a curated record. Bases 1 to 2892 code for a protein of 963 amino acids. Lineage: Eukaryota; Fornicata; Diplomonadida; Hexamitidae. The transcript has a single exon.
AUGAGAACCGAACCGAUUCUGAAGGACUCUCCCUCACUGUUGGGUCCCUCAGAGUUACAAGAACUCACGGCUUCUCUCGAGGCAUUUGGCACGGAAAUGCGCGGGUAUCUAUCCGCGAAGAGCCUGUCUGUCGAGAAGCUGCCUCUUCUAACGAAGGAUAUUAAGGCACUGGUUGAGUUGAUCCUUGUUCCAAAAGAGUACACAGUUGAUGAAGUGGCGUCGUUUCCCCCUAAUAAGAAGAUGGGCACAAUGGCUGUCCUUGCGCUAGAGGCCGUGAUGUACUUCUCUUUGUGCAUUUACCAACUAGGGCCUCAGGGGGCCGCUCAAGCAUCAGAAGACGGCGAUACGUCAGUGCAGGAGCUAACCCUAUCCAACAAAGCUCUUGUUGGUGAAGCCAUCAUAGAUCGCUAUUAUGAGCGUGGCACAGAUAAGACGAAGUCCUUUUACCCAUGCGGUCAGCUCAAGAUAACGCUGCCAUUAGAGUUCCAUUUGACAGCGAUCACCUUCUUCAAGCUAUUGUGCCCCCUUUUGAAAUCUCUAGAGAAGCGGGCGAUCAUUGUCACAAAACUAAUCACAUUAAUACAUAUGGCAGACUUUUACGUCAAACAGGUUCGCGUGAAGAGCAUGCAGCCGCGAAUCGUAGUAGUGGGAGGCUCUGCCAACUCCCUUUCUAUUAUCUUCAGCGCAGGCCCAUUGCUAGAGUCUGAUUUCCUUUUUUCUCGCGACGGGAGCGACUCGAGAAGGCUCCCCAUAAACGAGACUCAUUUGGAAAAUGCAAAGAGCAUAUACUAUGAGCACGAACACGCCGUCAGGCUCCAGCAUACAAAGCAAGACGAGGGCAAAGGCAUACUGGCUCUAGCUCAGAAGCUCCAAGCACUAUCUCCGUCCUUUGACAGUCUCUGCACACUUGUGCGGGUAUCCAAUUAUAAUGUGGGCUUGUGUGUAUCUACUCUUGGUCAGUUUGUGACUAAUUGCUUUAUCAGCCAGUGCAAUGCAGCGGUUGACAGGUUUCAUGCACAGAUGGUUGAAAAGAUCCAGCAGCAAAAUGCUGAGGCGCGAGGUGGCCCUCGCCUACGCUCGGGGCGAUUUGAUCCCAGUACGCUCUUUUCUCAGCAGUCGCUAGCCAUCUCAACUUCCAACAUUCUUGUUUGGGACUUGCACCGUUCUGAUACGAACUCAGAGUCCCUGUUCGGAUACCAGCCAUUCCUGUACUUAAUGGAGGAGUAUGCAGCAAACAAGUCCGAUAUGCUUUCAGCCUAUUUGAUUGCCCUUAUUGAUUUAGCAUGUAGCCAGCCGCACACUGCCUUUCCAAUUUCCGUUGCUCUGCGAAAGGCCUCAAUGAAAGUAAAGCAGGCUGUUCCACCACUUCUUCAGGCAAAGCUAGAUACGCUACACGGAGAUCCUCAGCUCUCAUAUUGCUACUUUCCCCUUGUGGUGCUGGCUCUGGUAUACCUUUAUUUGAUACGCGCAAACCUUCCUACUGGACUCGCAGACUAUUCCCUACUCAAGGGAGUUACCAAGUUUUCUCUGGCCCAUUCUGUACUCCACAACGCGGACGUACUUUAUCCCACUUUGCUCCUUCUUGAUUCCCACCCGGACGCUGCUGGGGAACUGUCGGAUAUGCUCCAAGAAGAUCUCCAGCAACUUUGUCAGCAGCAUCAGCUUGACGUGCGCAAUGGACAGAGCUGUGCCAGUGUUCUAGCGCUAACUCUAAACGAGCAAGCCGCUGCUUUGUCAGCAUUGUAUCUUAUUAGCUAUCAUGUACCCAUUGUUGAAAAGCUACUACUAUCUGCCCUUCUCUUUCCCAUUGACAGCAUCUUUGCACAUGAAACAGCUUCUAUCCUAGUCUACACUAGUUGCAUCCUUAACACCUUGCUGGCUCUCUAUAGUCUUACCCAGGCACCUUCAGAUGACGACCUCCUGCAGAGAGUGACUGAUCAUACAACUGUUUUCAAUAUCAAAAUAUCCGCUGCACAAUGCAUUGCAGACCAGAAGAAGAUUGUGGCGCUUCAGAAGAAGUUCCUCUGUUCCACUUUUCAGAUGCUAGAGGCAAUUUUUCAAAAGCACACAGACUCACCCAGUGCUGACACUCUUCGUACAUAUACUGAUGUGGUCGACUUCUUAGGCUCAUUUCAAAUUCAGGGCACCAGCUUUGAGAAUCGAGUGCCCUUCACAGACCAUUUAAUCCUCUAUUUGACCAUGAAGUUCCCUACAUAUGUGGAGCUUUUAGAGCUCCUUUGCAGGCAGAGCUCAAUCACUGCUAUUCUGCUGUGGCCACGGCUGAGCCCCCCGAUGCGGGACACCUUCUGUAGGUCUGCUACUCUGCUGCCAAUCUUCAUGAGGGCAGUGUGCAAUCUCCCAGAAUACAUUAAACAGAUGAAGCAAGCAGGAGAGAAGGAGAUUGUAAGUAUAGAGGAAAAGAUAUCGUCCCUGAGUGAGGUGGAAAAGACCGGGAGGACUCCCGAACACGGGAUGUUCAGCAUUCUUACGACUGAACAAUGCAGGGAGAGGCUGCUGAAGCUGCGGCAGAAGAGAGUUCAGCUUGAGAAGUCGCACAAGCAGACCUUUACGGCUCCGGAGACAAUGCAAGCAGAGCUGUUUUCAGAGCGCAACAGCAGAGACUUCAGUGCAGCGUACGGACUCGGACAACUAGGCCCUGCCUUCCUCGAAUACGCUCACUUGACAGAGCUGUCUGUAGAGGCAGCGUUGACAAGCCUACUCAAGUACCCCAAAUAUCGCUCCAAUAGCCUUUAUAUGGAGGUUGUCACACAACUACUUAUAGAUAGAGAUUUAUUGAGAUUGGUCCGUGCCAAGGCUGCAAUCGCAGACAUAAACACUUCAGAUCCUGAUGGCCACGCUCUCAAGAAGAGUCUUGAGGCAAUCCUCACUUGA